CGUCCAGCAAGGUUUAACAAAGCCAGAUAAGGACAGCAGUUUGGAAGAGAUUCAGUUCCCCAGAGGGAACCUGGGAGCUGCUACCGGGCAUACCUCUGCGAGGCAGGAUAAAGCUGGGCGCCUCAGCCGCUAACAGAGCACCAUCCCUCCAAGCGGCCGAGCAGCUUCCGGCCGCCCGAGACAACUUCCGCCACCCUGCCUGGGCAGGGCGGCGUGCUAUGGUCAUGUGAUUCCCCGCCCCGGCAGCGCGGCGGCGGCAGCCGCGGGAGGCCGCCCCCAGCCUGCUUCCUAGUAGCAACUUCUGUGGCCCGGCCUCUCCGGGAGGAUGGUGGCAGUGAGAUGAGCCCCGAGUCGGAGCCGCCGCCAUCUUCGGCCCAGGAGGAAGAGGAGGAGGAGGAGGAGGUGCCGCCGUCGCUGCUGCCGCCGCCGUCGCUGCUGCUGCUGCUGCUGCUGCCGCCGCCGCCGCCGCCUCUGCUGAGGGAGGGCAGCGGCACCAGGCGGGGCGGCUGUAUCAUGCUGGUGAAGAGGGUCGGCCUCAAGGUGGGCGGUGGCGCGCAGCAAGGUAUUGAUCGGCCAAGCGUAUACCAUGCGGUAGUCGUCAUAUUUCUCGAAUUCUUUGCCUGGGGACUCUUGACAACCCCAAUGCUAACGGUCUUACAUGAAACAUUUUCCCAUCAUACAUUUUUAAUGAAUGGUCUUAUUCAAGGUGUUAAGGGUUUUUUGUCCUUUCUCAGUGCUCCACUAAUAGGUGCUCUGUCAGACGCAUGGGGAAGAAAAUCUUUUCUUCUUCUUACAGUUUUCUUCACCUGUGCCCCAAUUCCGUUAAUGAGGAUAAGUCCAUGGUGGUACUUCGCUAUGAUUUCGGUAUCUGGAAUCUUUUCUGUUACCUUUUCUGUAAUAUUUGCCUAUGUAGCUGAUGUAACCCAAGAACAUGAAAGAAUUGCAGCCUAUGGACUGGUAUCUGCCACCUUUGCAGCAAGUUUGGUAACUAGUCCUGCUAUUGGAGCAUACCUGUCUGCCAGCUAUGGAGAUAAUCUUGUUGUACUGGUGGCCACAUUGGUGGCUGUGGUGGACAUCUGUUUCAUCCUGCUAGCUGUACCAGAAUCUCUGCCAGAAAAAGUGAAACCUGCUUCAUGGGGAGCUUCUAUAUCAUGGGAACAAGCAGACCCUUUUGCAUCUUUGAAGGUUAGAAAAGAUUCUACGGUUCUCCCGAUCUGCAUUACAGUGUUUCUCUCCUAUCUGCCUGAGGCUGGCCAGUAUUCUAGCUUUUUUCUGUACUUGCGACAGAUCAUAGGUUUUGGAUCUGCUAACAUUGCAGGAUUUAUAGCUGUGGUAGGCAUUCUGUCUAUAAUAGCUCAGACUGUGUUUCUCAGUAUCUUGAUGAGGUCGAUAGGGAACAAAAAUACAGUUCUCCUUGGCCUUGGCUUUCAAAUCCUUCAGUUGGCUUGGUAUGGUUUCGGAUCUCAGUCUUGGAUGAUGUGGACAGCAGGAGCUGUAGCAGCAAUGUCAAGCAUUACAUUCCCGGCAAUCAGUGCUCUGGUUUCACAAAAUGCAGAGUCAGAUCAACAAGGUGUUGUCCAAGGAAUAAUAACUGGAAUAAGAGGUCUUUGCAAUGGCCUGGGACCAGCACUGUAUGGCUUUAUUUUCUUUCUCUUUCAUGUGGAGCUCAAUGAAUUGCCACCUGAUCAGACUUCUGAAAAAAAGGCAAUGCAAGAUCCCAGUGAUGAGAGAUCAAUCGUUUCUGGUCCACCCUUCCUGGUUGGAGCAUGCAUUGUUCUUCUGGCUUUUCUAGUCGCCUUAUUUAUUCCUGAGCACAGCAUAGACAACAGUACCAGAAAACACAGCAACAGCAUCAGCAGUACUCUAAGUAACAACCUAGACCAAAGUAGUGAAGAGGACAUUGAACCACUGCUGCAAGAUAGCAGUGUAUGAAGGCUAACUUCCAAGGAGACUAUGGAAAAAAUUCAUGCACUGAACUGUGGCUGUGGAAGUUUGAUGGGAUGUACAGGGUAUCUGGCCUCUGAAAGGAAGACAGCUGUGUACAAGGGAAGGUCACAUGCUGUAUGAUACUUGAGGUUGAUACAAUACUUGCAGGAGCAUUUGUUCAGCAUGGCAGGUGACAACUGGGUGUGAUUCUACCCAGUAUUGGACUGCAAAUGCUAGGUCAAAUCCUGGUAUUGGGCAGAAACCCGAAUAUACAGACAUAACGGAAUUUUUAUUAAAGUUUGAAUGUUCAGUUCCCAAAGUUGUAUACAAAAUAAUCAGGUUUGAGGCAGAGCUGUUUCUGCCACUGCUGUUAAAGGUUGUUUUGCCUUUCUUAGCCUUUUAUCUGCAUGUAUGCCACAUGUAGCCCUCACAAUGUGAGGGGGACUGAUGUAUGUGAUCUGUGUAUCUGAAAUAGUGGUUAUCAAUAAAAGUACAUUUUCUGAA
This is a messenger RNA of Chroicocephalus ridibundus (black-headed gull), 2430 nucleotides long. RefSeq names its product major facilitator superfamily domain containing 14B (gene SLC71A2). Gene Ontology annotation, molecular function: transmembrane transporter activity. The record is from RefSeq and is a predicted model, not a curated record. The transcript is spliced from 12 exons. Lineage: Eukaryota; Metazoa; Chordata; Aves; Charadriiformes; Laridae. Gene Ontology annotation, biological process: transmembrane transport. Bases 340 to 1932 code for a protein of 530 amino acids. Gene Ontology annotation, cellular component: membrane.